This is a messenger RNA of Haliotis rubra (blacklip abalone), 6448 nucleotides long. RefSeq names its product transcription factor E2F3-like. The transcript is spliced from 9 exons. The coding region runs from base 287 to 1609 and encodes 440 amino acids. Gene Ontology annotation, molecular function: protein dimerization activity; DNA-binding transcription factor activity, RNA polymerase II-specific; RNA polymerase II cis-regulatory region sequence-specific DNA binding. Gene Ontology annotation, cellular component: RNA polymerase II transcription regulator complex. The record is from RefSeq and is a predicted model, not a curated record. Gene Ontology annotation, biological process: regulation of transcription by RNA polymerase II. NCBI's taxonomy places the organism in Eukaryota, Metazoa, Mollusca, Gastropoda, Lepetellida, Haliotidae.
GCUGCUUUGUUGUGAUUCACAGUGAGGCUGAGAGCCGAGAAUCCGAAAACUACCAUCCGAACAAUCUGUCUCAUCUAUCGCUUUUAGCAACUUCAACUGGAUACUUUGGGCGAUUUUUGCACACUUGGAUUACUACCUUAUUCUGUUUUGAACUUAUUUCGGAUGUUGCAACAUGGAUGGAUAUUUAUUUUGUGAUUGAUGUGUACCCCUACUCGGAAGUUGACAACUUACACAAGAUUGCCCAGGGACCGGACUGACCUUAAAAUUAUUUUGGAAAGUGCUCAAAAUGCCACGAAAACAGACACUAGUUACGAAGCAGGCGUAUCCUGUUGUUGUAAAGCAAGAACCUGGCGUGGAAGCCAAAUCACCUCAAAUUAUGAACUUGACGAGUAUUUAUAAACAUCCAUCGAGUGCUAACAAGAUGCUGGCUUCGGGAGACUUGGGACUUUACUCGACAGUGAAAGUUGAGGCUGGUUUUACACCACAAGGACCUAACUACAGUCCCUCCCCAAUGAAACCCUCAUUAAUACGACCACAGGCAAAGAGGAAGCUGGAGCUGGAACCGGAUGGCAUGCGAUUGGAAGGUUUCAAGACCCCUAAGAGCUGCAAGCGAAGAGGCAGAUACCCAUCAGAGUCAAGUCCUCGUGCUCGCACUGCUCGGUCUCCCCUUGAGAAGACUCGCUAUGAUACUUCGCUCGGUCUGCUCACAAAGAAGUUUGUAGGGUUAUUACGAACUGCCCCUGAUGGUGUUGUAGAUUUAAACAAGGCUGCAGAGGAACUAGAAGUGCAGAAGAGAAGAAUAUACGAUAUAACAAACGUCCUAGAGGGAAUUAACUUAAUACAGAAAAAAUCUAAAAAUAAUAUUCAAUGGAAAGGUGCUACUAAUUCUAUCGCUGCUUCCAAAGGGCUGCCUAUGAUAAGUACAGAUGUUGUCGACUUACAUUCAGAUGUGGCAGAUUUGGAAGCUAAAGAAAACAUGCUCGAUGAUUUAAUAGCCAACUCGACAAGACAGCUGAAAAACAUGACGGAAGAUGCAGACAAUGCUCGGUUAGCGUAUGUGACGUACCAGGACAUUCGCAAUCUGCGGUCUCUAGACGAACAAACUGUGAUUGCCAUUAAAGCACCCCCAGAGACCAGGUUGGAGGUGCCUGAUCCACAGCAAAGUAUACAGAUCUGGUUAAAGAGUCAGAAGGGUCCGAUUGAAGUGUUCCUAUGUCCCGAGGAGAUCACUGACAUGGACAACAGCAAUGACAGCUGCCCCAGUGAUGGCGGUGGUACAACAGAGAGCACCUCGAGUGAUGUUGGUAGUGUGAAGAAGAGCGUUAGUGCGGGAAGCUGUGGGGAGGAGAGCUCCUGUUUCUCAGAAGACUCGGUAUCCUGUGAUAGUUUUAAAGGUCAGCCUAAGUUAAAAAAUGCCCUGCUGGAGGAAGAAGACCUGUCCCCAGACUGUAACCAGAGCCUGCUACUGCAGACAGAAGACCAGAACUUUGACUCACCGUUUGUCCACCUGGAACCACCUCUGGACGUGGACGACUACAUGUUCGGUCUGACGGACUGCGAGGGCAUCUCGGAUCUCUUCGAUGCCUAUGAUAUCACAUUAGCAGUAUAGUUGUGUGUUUUGGAAUGCUGUACAGGAGACAAAUGGUCUAUCUGCAGUCCUUUUGAAAUUUGUUUUGUUUCUUUUUUUCAAGAAAUCCCAGAAUAUAUUUUUAUUUGAUUCAACUGUUUAUAAUUUUGUUAAUGUUUUCCUAGUUUUGAGUUGGAACAUUUGGAAUUGUUUUCAUAUGGUGAAACCUUUGUUGAACCUUCAUUAACUUAAUACAUUGUUUUAAGACAAUGUAAUGUUAUGGUACUAAGAGAAAGUCUUCGUGGUGGUCCAACAUUGGUGCACUUGACCCUUCUGACGAACUUGAAAGCUAGAAUAAUCAAAGGUUUCACUGUAGAUACCAUGUACAAGCUUAAACUUGAAAUUCUUGCAUACUUAAUGUUAUACAGUGAUGUAUAUGUGAAGAUUGUACUCUUUCUGUUUUUCCCACUCUCUCCUGCAGAGCAUUCUAAACACGAGCGUGGCUAGUUAGACGUGACCAUGCCAGUAAUUGUUGUUAGCAUGAUGUGUCGUGUAGAUGUGUGGCUUUUUCUGUGUGAAUGGCAGGCCAGGUUUGUGGAGAAGAAGUACUGAUUUUGAAUUUGUGAGCUGUUGGUCUUUUGAACAUUGACACCCACGUUACUUCAUUCAAGCCAAGGUUUUGAAAAGCUUACAAUUUGUCAAAUCCAUUUGUUAUAUGAUAGAUAGGAUUAUGGAUAGCCAUGAAGUAUAUGUGCGGUCACGACUCGACAUAUGUGCAAAUAAUGCCUCCAAGCAGGAACUGUUAUCUUCAUACAUUACUGUACAAACAUUUAAAUAAACUUUUGACUAACGUCGUGAACGGGUCUAGAUAGGGUUUGAGAAGAUAUGAGUAAUUAUGUUGAUGUAUAUGGCUGAAAAUCAUUUGGCACUCUGAUAUUAUAAAGUGGGGUGAUUCACUCAAACACUGAAUUCAUUUUCAUAAUCUCUAUUUACAUCUUGUUUUUACUGAAUUCAUGGAGACUUUAAAAAAAAAUUAAAUGAGCAGUUAAGAAAACUUUUCUUUCAUUACAAUCAUUUUUGUUGUUAAUGCUUGAAAAUGUGUACGAAUUACUUGAUAACGUUUCCAGUGCCAGCUGAAAUACAGUCUCGCACUUCAGUGGGCUUAUAGUGUGUUGGCUUGACUUGAGCAACGUGGGGUCCAAGGUGGUCCAAUGCUACAUUCCAAGACAAUAGUGGUUCCUGCUCAGUGACCUGAUUUGCAUAUUGAUCAGAUCCUGAGACCAAGUUAAUUGGAUUGGUUUUUCUAUCAUUAACACUAUCAUUAUUUGAGAAAUAAACAAAUCGUUGUUGUUCAUCAAACAAUGAAAAUAUGCAGGUAAAAUACACCGAGUGGCUCAACCCUGAGUUGAAUAUGCUCCUAACAGAGUUCUGUUGUUCAAGAAAAUACCAUAAGUGUUUUAUUUCUUACAUGACUCGCACAGCUCACACAAAAUGCAAUCUUUUCUCCACACUCCUGCUCUAGAGGUGCUUUAUUUAUAUACCAUAUUUACAUGAAGAACUACAAAAUGAUUCCUAUUUUCAUUAUGCAGAUCACUGCCAAGCACAUGAUGUGCUGAUAGGGUAUCCCUUGCCCGAGCUGUUUCCGUGGUAUUUAUUAUAGUGAAACAGUCGGCAAAAGUGCUUUUGUUGACAUUGUUACGGUAUUGCCCUGUUGAUCAACCAUGUUGUCAUCCCCAUUGUUUUGAGCGUCUCAGGUAUGUAUGGGGUCAUCUCAAAAGGUUUUCUUGCAUUGCUAAUCAUGACUUGAUUUCAAAUCCUGCUUUACUCCUUUUCCUGGAACAUUUGAGCCUGUAACUAGUGGCAGAUGUAACUAAGUGUUUAUAUUGUUCACAGUAGGUUUUGUCAUUCAUUGCACACAAAUCUAGAUAUUAUGUCACAAAACAUUUGUGUUUGGAUUAAUGUUUUCAAAAUACCAUCAAGGUUAAUGCUAAAAAGUGUUAUAGUAAGCUUGAAGUUAGCUGUUUUGAUAAGUCGUAGAUAUAUUUCUGCAGAAUGAAGGUGCAUAUUGUGAAGGCUCUCAGAACUGCUGUCCUUUAAGAUGCAUUUCCAACUUUUGUAUAAACAUUGAUCUACUCCACUACUUUUGUACCACAGCAUUUUCAGUGUAAAAUUUCUGUUUUCUUUUAUAUAUUAUAAAGCUUGCCCCUUUUAUUUAUUAUAACAAUAUUUACGUAUUUAAUGCUAUGUGUUGUUGAAUGAAGUUAAUGACAUGGAAAACAAAACAAAUAUUGGAAUAUCUUUUAGUAUUUCUAGUCACCAUGCCACACAGUGUUCUGAGUAGUAUUAGUGAAACCAUUUUAAGAUUAAUUACUCAAGGUUCAUUUUUACACAACUUAACUACCAACUUGACCGAGUCUUGUCCCACCAUGGAGUUAUCUCCCCUUAACUUCCAUAGUAGGAAGGUACACUUUCACCACAAAAUCAGAGAAGCAAAUACUUAAGAUUGUUUGUUAUGAAGACAAGUAAACUAAAACAGUGUUGAUUGUAUUGUGGCCAUAAAAAUAUCCUACCCCAUGCCACAGUCGGCUUAUAGUCAAGGUGAGCAUCAAGGGGUCUUAGCUAGACUGGUUUGUAAUUGCUCUACCAUGUGUUUUUUAAAAUUACCGGUAUUACUGCAUAUGCAUUUAUGGAUUUUCUGGAAAACGGUCACAUAUAGACACUUGUACAUACUCAAAGUGAAACAGGUGCUUGGGUCUGACCUUUUACAUGCUCUUCCUUGGCAACAGUGUAUAUUGUAUUGUAUAAUUUAUUUAGUAAAUGUGUACAGGUUUUGUAGUUAAUAUAAGAUAUUAUUCCAAUCCGACCUUGUAACAGAAAUGGUCAUUAAAAUUGCAUUAGCAGUGGUGAAAUAUUUUGACAGACAUUGCUGAAAAUGAAAUGAUUACUGGUGUUAUUGAUAGAUUAGAAAUUGAUUAUCUGCUUACAUAAGUCACAAGAAUAUAUUGCCUGUUCUCUUGCAUGAAAUUAGUUAUAACUUCCCUCAUUGAGUGUGAAAGUGAAUCAGUUUCUCAUUUGUGUGCAAGUGUAUGUUUUCCAUGAAGGAGGAUGUUCCUGAUCUGUGAGUUUCAUAGUGUGUAAGUGUAUGUUUUCCAUGAAGGAGGAUGUUCCUGAUCUGUGAGUUUCAUAGUGUGUGUAAGUGUAUGUCUUCCAUGAAGGAGGAUGUUCCUGAUCUGUGAGUUUCAUAGUGUGUGAGUGUAUGUCUUCCAUGAAUGAGGAUGUUCCUGAUCUGUGGGUUUCAUUGUGUCAGCUGUGUGCAAUGCUCCAUCAUCCAUCAGUAGUUAUUUUUAUACUAAGGUAAUCUUGCCCUUAAAGUGCCUUGUUGAUGUUUUCAUAUUUGUCACUUAACCAGACAUCUCGCUUCAUAAUGAUUGUCGUGUAACCAUAUCUGCAGCAUUCUCAGUGCACACCCAUUUAUCUACUCAUGUCAUAUAACAGAUCUUAUCUUCCCUUGAGGAAAAUGUUCAAUUUGACAUCUAUCUUCACCAUGCUCCUUUCAGUUUUAUGUGUGGGUUCAUCCGAACAGUUCUUAGUCAUUUGUAUGGAUAAAUGAAUGUCAUGAUUGAGAAUUUUGCGGAACACCUACAAAUACCCUGUACUAGUUCACAGCACCAAGUGUCUGGGAUUUAGCAUUACAUAGUCUGUAGCUGAAGCAGGAGGGCAGCUAAGUAGAGUACAGAUUGUAAGGUGUAUCUUUACACCUGAAUUUUCAGGUGAAGAGUUUAACAAGAUGGAAUAUGUUUUAUCAGUGUUUAAACAGCACUGUGAUAAGGAUUGUUUGUACCAGCUUGGUACUUGAAAAGAUUUUUAUAAUUUGAAAAUGAAAGUACAUAUAACUUAUGUAUUACCAGUGUGUUUAACAUGUGUAAUCAUAUUGAAAGAAAAUCAUGAAUUUGAGAUUUCAGUUAGCACAUGUUCGUUUCAGAGCAGCCUUGCGACCUGCAUACACAAUUGAUGAAAAGUAUACUUUAAGAAGCUGCUCAUUUUCUGUAGUUUUUGUUGAUCAUGUGUACCAACGAUGACUGAUGACGUGUACUUAAUCAUGGUCAAAGCUUUUUAAUUUUUUUAAGUUUGUAGUUUUCUAAGAAUAAGUCAUUUAUGUGUCAUCAGUUCUAGAUAAUGAGUCCAUUGCUAUGAUCUUUGCAGUUUGUUUUGAUCUCAGACACUGCACUACAUUUAAUGUAAUACCUCUUCAGAGACAUGCCAUGUGUCAGAUACCUACAGGACAUAUUUUAUUGGUCUAAUUCCAAGUAUGAAUCUCUUUAUCAUGGGACCAAUUUACAUUUUCAUUACAAGGAAGCUUCCAUUGAAAUCUUACUGAGAUUACUUCACAUCAACUCCUGACAAUGAGAGGUACACACAUCACAAGUAGCUCACCCUUUGGCUGAUGUUAUUAAAGUAUUCUAGCUAAUACAAGAAAAACAUUUGUUACAUUAUCAUGUCAUUAUAUCAAAUAUACAUGUAUUUGAGUUUUUAUAGUGAAUUCUUAAAUUUUUCAUCAGAAGAACCUGUGUAUUUAGUUCACAUGGUUAAUGGGAUGAGUUAAAUGUUGCUGAAGCAACAUAAAGCCUCACUCUCUCACUUGACAUGAUUACAACAGUGCAGCUAGCCACAUUCCACUGCCAUGAUGGCUUCCAGCUGGGCAGGGAGCCCUUCCUAACAUGUUUCUAUAGACCAAACCACAAAGGGAACUUGGUGUAUGGGAAGGCGUUUACAUACACUCUCGUCUAAUCAUUGAAAUCAAUUGACUUCAAAAUGGGAUUUGUAUUGUCAAGAGCAGCUAUCUUGUUCCAUCAGAAAAUAAAACAAUAUUUUUAAAGAAAA